Molecule: messenger RNA, 168 nt
Organism: Trichomonas vaginalis G3
Lineage: Eukaryota; Parabasalia; Trichomonadida; Trichomonadidae
Exons: 1
Coding region: 1-168 (55 amino acids)
Source: RefSeq, a predicted model, not a curated record
AUGACGAACGAAGAAGGCUAUAACAAACUCAUUGAAAUGGGUUUAGUCGGUGAAAAGAUGGGCUGUUUUAAGCUAGAUAAGGUAUUUUCCGAAGUUCAUGUCCUCUCCAAGCGUAAGUACUGGGGUGUUAAAGAAGAUGGUGAAAUAGUUAAACAUUGCAUGAAGUAA